This is a messenger RNA of Seriola aureovittata, 1814 nucleotides long. It is a transcript of the gene mtrf1, whose product is annotated as mitochondrial translational release factor 1. The record is from RefSeq and is a predicted model, not a curated record. Bases 29 to 1564 code for a protein of 511 amino acids. Gene Ontology annotation, biological process: translational termination. Lineage: Eukaryota; Metazoa; Chordata; Actinopteri; Carangiformes; Carangidae. The transcript is spliced from 9 exons. Gene Ontology annotation, molecular function: translation release factor activity.
AAUAAAUAAAUAACGUAAGAGUUCAACUAUGGCUGGACCAAAGUACUAUACAAUGAAACUACAGCUCCCAGCAUUCACUUCUUUCGUCUCCUCGACCUCUUUUCCUAAACUACUUCCGGUUUGUCUUACAUGCUACAGUUGCAGUGAAAACACUCCAACAACGCGUGUAGAUAUUGUUUUUCUUUACUCAUUGCGCUGUAAAUGUAGUGACAUGCUCGUCAAUCGCUGGUUUCGACUGUGCUCACUGUGUAGCCGUGUAGUUUACAGCAGUACAGGAAUAAGAGGAGGAUGGAGGACACUGCCAGGACACACCAGUCUGAAAUAUGCUAACAUUACAGAGGUGCCUUACCGGGGCACAGUAGAAUCAAAACGUCUCAGUCACAGCGAUCUGGGGGACUUGUAUCAGAGCGAGUCUUUCCAGAGGUACCUUCAGCAACUCAUGGGGGAGUACAGAGACCUCAGCGAGAGGUUACAACAUGUUUAUCUCAACGAGUCUGACAGAAAACAGCUUAUAAAGAAACACACAGAGCUGCUGCCUCUGGCAAAUAUAUUUGGUAGUAUUGAACAAGCCCUUAAAGACCACGAGGAAGUCUUUUCACUACUGAAUGGUUCAGCUGGUACCAAAGAUGAAGACGAACAGCUCACCCAGUUGUUAAAGGAGGAGGAAGGGCAAAUCUCCAGCAAGAUUUUGGCUUUGAGAAAAGAUUUGAUCAAAGCACUUGUGCCCACUGACCCUCUUGACUCCAGUAAUGUCUUGCUGGAGGUCGUAUCAGGACGAACAACAGGAGGUGACAUCUGUCAGCAAUUCAGCAGAGAAAUGUUUGACAUGUACCAGGGUUUUGCGUCUUACAAGAACUGGGACUUUGAGGUUUAUAACUACACACCUGCUGAGUAUGGGGGUUUGCACCAUGCAGCGAUACGAAUAACCGGGGACAAUGUGUACAGACACCUGAAGCAUGAAGGAGGAACACACCGGGUGCAGAGGAUCCCUGAGGUGGGCCUCUCCUCCAGGAUGCAGCGUAUCCACACAGGAACCAUGACUGUUAUUAUUCUGCCUCAGCCAGUGGAGGUUGAUGUCCACAUCGAUCCAAAGGAUCUUCGCAUUGACACAUUCAGAGCUCGAGGUGCCGGGGGCCAGAGUGUCAACACAACAGACAGCGCAGUGCGCGUCGUUCAUCUCCCCACCGGCAUAACAGCUGAAAGUCAGCAGACUCGCUCUCAGCUGCAAAACAGAGAUACCGCCAUGCGUGUGCUGAGGGCCCGACUCUACCAGAGCAUGAUGGGUAAAGAUACUGAGCAGAGGCAUACUGCACGAAAGCAGCAGGUGGGUACACGCUCUCAGUCAGAGAGGAUUCGCACCUACAACUUCAGCCAGGAUCGUGUCACAGACCACAGGACUGGAUAUGUCACAAGAGACAUUAAGGAGUUCAUGAGAGGAGGGGCGGCUCUCGAUGACCUGAUCUCUGACGUACUUGAACACGCAGAGAGGGAGUCUCUUCUCGAGAUGGUGGAGAGCAGCAGCGGCAGUCUGAGACAACCAGAGUCUGGACAAUCUGCAGACUGAUGCACAAAACAGCUUCCUGUCAGGUGGACUGAACAUGCAAUAUGUGGUGUAGUGGAUGAUUUUCUCCAACACAUCCUACGGUACUGUGACUGCAUACCAGGACUGAAAAAUAUAUUAUAUCAUCAUUCAUAUUGAAAUUUACACUUAUGCAAUAGUCACAUUGCAAAGGAUGCAUACAUACAUACAUAAGAGGAACUGCAACCAUUGCUCAUAAUAGAUUUUUAUUUUUGUAAUAAAAUAUGAAAUUAUA